Messenger RNA from Colias croceus (clouded yellow), 1101 nucleotides. RefSeq names its product probable chitinase 10. The record is from RefSeq and is a predicted model, not a curated record. Bases 1 to 1101 code for a protein of 366 amino acids. Gene Ontology annotation, cellular component: extracellular region. Gene Ontology annotation, molecular function: chitin binding. Lineage: Eukaryota; Metazoa; Arthropoda; Insecta; Lepidoptera; Pieridae. The transcript has 6 exons.
AUGGCAAAAGACGCAGAGACAGUUCUCUUCCUGGGGGUCGUAGGUCUUGCCUACGGUCAACCUCAGGCCGAAUGCCCUAAAGAUGGCCACCAUUAUCUGAUUCCUGACGAGUCUGACUGUUCUAAAUACUACCCUUGCGUGAAUGGCAGGAAAUUUACCGAUGCAUUCCAGUGCCCUGAAAACACACUCUUUUCGUUUGAAAUUCAGGCCUGCGCGCACGCCUCUCAAGUAAAAUGCCAAGUCGGUCCAAUCGCGAUCGAAGCAUUUAGUUGCUGCAACAGUAAAAGCGGUAAAUGCGUGUGCAGACCACCAGUAGAAGAGAGCGAAGAGAUUGAAGAAGAAAUUGACGAGGGAGAAGUAGUAUGGCUUCCCAAUGGUUGUCCAGACCCUAGGAACAGGACGGUGGACAAACUUCUGCCCCAUCCAGACUGCUCGAAGUACUACCAGUGUGUGGAUGGCGAUCUGGUUGAGAGGCCUUGUGCUGAUGAUACCUAUUUCAGCUAUGAACAUCAGCGUUGUGAAUGGGCACAUAUAGCAAACUGCACACCUGGUGAGAUACCCCCUGGUGUACCAACACCAGCACCAUCCCCAGGAGACAAUGGUAACAACAAUUGCAACGGUGGUCUUUGCCCUGAAGGGGAAAUCGAUUUACUGCCAAAUGGAUGCCCUAAGAACUACUCGUAUGAAAUGCUGUUACCCCAUCCCAAUUGUGAGAAAUACUACCAAUGCGUCCACGGUGAUAUUGUGGCGAGGCCAUGUGCCAAAGGCACACACUUCAGUUUUGAAUUACAGCGUUGUGACUGGCCCGAAAUAGCAAAAUGCGUGCCCGGAGAGAUUCCAGAUGAAGAUUGCGACUGCGAAUGUGACAGCAGCGAAGAGACUGGCAGCGGUGGUGAUAGUGACGAUUGUCACUGUGAAAACACACCAGCACCUGGUGACAACAACACUCCCGCUCCCGGUGACAACAACACUCCCGCUCCCGGUGACAACAACACUCCCGCUCCCGGUGACAAUAACACUCCCGCUCCCGGUGACAACAACACUCCCGCUCCCGGUGACAACAACACUCCUGCUCCUGGAGAUAACGAACUACUCAUAUGA